This is a messenger RNA of Solanum dulcamara, 2138 nucleotides long. RefSeq lists its product as uncharacterized. The transcript is spliced from 3 exons. The coding region runs from base 48 to 1778 and encodes 576 amino acids. Lineage: Eukaryota; Viridiplantae; Streptophyta; Magnoliopsida; Solanales; Solanaceae. The record is from RefSeq and is a predicted model, not a curated record.
CACUCAAACGCGCAGUGCAAACUCGGUUCUGCACUGUAGAGCGGCAAAUGGCGGCAGCCCAAAUCGGGUUCGACAGUGAAAAUCAAGAACCAAAACCCAACGUUAUGUAUUUAAACUACAGGCGAAUGCCAGCUGUAAUCUUUUCGAAGAAGUAUUGGGAUUGGGAUAGCAUGGUGGCUGUAUGUAAACUUACAAUGGUUGGAAAAUUCGUCAUACCUAAACCAAAGAUGACUAAAAUUCGUGUUAGUUUCAAGGAGAAAAUCCCUCUUAAAGGGGUAGUGAAAAUUAGGUCUUACGAUUCUUACCAUGUGUUUCUUGAUUUCACCAAUGAAGAGGAUUAUGAAUCUGUUUUGUUGAAAGAGAAGGUAGUUGUUGCUGGUGCACUUAUGGAGGUUUUUCGAUGGACCCCAGAGUUUCAUGAUCAAUUUAGAGAAACAUUUGCUGUUGUGGAGCUAGAUAAUACCAAAAGAGAUGAACAUAUUGUUUGGGUAUAUCUAUCGUUUUUAUCAUGGCACCUCUUCUAUUUUCGACAAUUGAGCAUGACUGAUAAAAAUAUUCAUCCUGAAUUCAGAUUAAGUGAUGCAAAUCCUGUUAAUUGGGAUACAGACACCUUUAAGCUGCAUCCUUAUAUAAAUAGCCUUUCAGCCCCUGCUACAUAUGAAAAGCCCAUGUCACUACAAGUGUCUGCCGUGUCCCAAUGCUUGAGUGUUCCUUCAAUACGUCCACAAUUACCAUUAUUGGCUCAUUCAUUAAGCGUAGCUGGUCGAUUGUGUGCUGAUCCUUUAACAACUCCAGGUAUUUAUGUUCCUCAGUCUUAUCCAAAAGGAAUUGUGGGCAGUCCUAUUUUUGGAAGAAACGAACAUGUUGGCCGUGGAAGCACCUUUCCCAGCUCUACCCUAGCCCUGGAUCAGCACAGUCUUGCUCAGCAGCAUAACCAACUCAAUACAUAUAAAGAACCAAAUAUGACUGCCAGGAUAGCACAAUUACAACCACCAUCAACAGCCUCAGUAAGUGACACUACCAGCUCAAUCCGAUACCGAGAAUGCCUCAAGAAUCAUGCUGCAAGCAUGGGAGGACAUGCUGUUGAUGGAUGUGGAGAAUUCAUGCCUAGUGGAGGAGAAGGAACCCCAGGAGCCCUGAAAUGUGCAGCUUGUAAUUGCCACCAAAAUUUUCACAGGAAAGAGAUUGAUGAUCACCAACAGAUGGCCGACGUUGGGUCACAUUCUACGUUCAGUCAACCGGGAAAUAAUAGCAGUUGUGGUGGUAUACAAAAACAAGCCCCGAUUUCUCUUCCUACACAGCAGCUGCGGCAGUAUCAUCAUAAUUACAGUAAUAGCUGUUCUCCUAGUUCAGUGGUUAACUCUUCACAGCCUAUUUCUCAACCAUCCUCGCCUAAAUCUGGUCCGGUAUUUUUACAACAGGGCUUGGAAAGAACAGAACCUAGUUCUAUUCGACCAAGCUAUUCAUAUGAAAUGGUUAAUCACGACACCAUGCAGAUUGGAAAGCAACAGGAGUAUUCAUGGAGGGACAGCAGCAGGAAUAAAUCACGAGAUCAUCCUUUCAUACGAAAUGAAAAUUGGAAUUUUGACAUUUUCAAGCCUUUAAACAACAGAACCCCAUCAGAGUUUCCAGUCUUCCCGUCUAGGUGCCAGUCGCAGAGUGUAUUCUCUGAUGAAUUUCCACAUCUUGACAUCAUUAACAACUUGCUACGUGAAGACAAUGGAAGUGGACGGACUUUGAUGUCCAACUCAGGCUUUCAGAGGUUGAACAAUGGAUAAUCACACCAUCAGACUGCACAUUUCACUUAUCCGAGUGAUAUUGAUAUGUUUACAGGUCUAGGUCCCUCAACAAGUUCUUUAAGGCUCGAGCGUAGUCGCUCUGGUCUUCAGAUUUGGAAUGAUUCUUCCCUUCUUUGUUACCUUUGCCACCAUCCCUGAUAUGGGUUGGCAUUUCAUUAGAGCUGAAGUAUGUUCAUAGCUCCUUUUUGUGCAAAUGUUAUUUAGAUGGCAAUACUAUUUUGUCAUUUGAUUGGGAAGUGGUAAUGGCCGGUAAUACCGUUUAUGGGAUUAAGAUAAUCCUCAUAUGUUGGUUGAUACAUUUAUUUAGCAAAAAAGGGGCCUAAAAAUAUUUUUGAACUA